AUGACACAAGACAGAGCUAGCUCUUCCACUUGGACAACCUUUUUGAAGUCUUUGGCAUCAUUUAAUGGUGAUCUUUCCGCCUUAUCAGCACCGCCUUUUAUUCUUUCACCAGUUUCUCUAGUAGAAUUCUGUCAAUAUUGGGCAGAGCACCCAGACUUAUUUUUAGAACCAUCAUUCAUCAAUGAGACUAACUAUAAGGAAAGAAUGGGACAAUGCGACCCGGACAUCGAUUCUCCAGAAGCUGCUCGCAUGCUGGCUGUGAUAAAAUGGUUUCUCUCUACUUUAAGAUCACAAUACAGCUCACGUAGUGAGAAGUCUGGGUCUGAAAAGAAACCAUUAAACCCCUUCCUAGGUGAAUUGUUUGUUGGUAAAUGGGAAAGCAAGACAUAUCCUCAUUUCGGUGAAACUAUAUUGCUGAGUGAACAGGUAUCCCACCAUCCUCCAAUGUCUGCUUACAGUAUAUAUAAUGAAAAGAACAAUGUCAAAAUUGAGGGUUACAAUAACAUCAAGUCUAGCAUAUCUAAGACUCUUACACUAAAUGUGAAACAAUAUGGGCACAACUUAUUGACAAUUGGAGACAAAGAGACUUAUUUAGUCAUCCCACCGCCUUUGCAUAUUGAAGGUAUACUAAUGGCUUCUCCAUUUGUUGAACUGGAAGGUAAAUCAUAUAUACAAUCCACAACUGGUAUGUGUUGUCAGUUCGAGUACUCCGGUAGAGGUUAUUUCAGUGGACAAAAGAACUCUUUCAAAGCCAAAGUCUACAAAUCUGGUGCUGAUUUGAAGAACAAUGGUACUCCUCUUUAUGUUAUAUCAGGUCAAUGGUCAGGUAGCUCAAAAAUUGUAAAGAAUCUACCUAAUGGUAAGCAAUCCGCACCAGUUUUGUUCCAUGACACAAACAUUACCGCAACUGAAAGUCUACAAGUGAAAACCAUUGACAAACAGCAUCCAUUAGAAAGUAGAAGAGCAUGGAAGGAUGUUGCAGAUGCUAUUAGACUAGGUGACUACGGUUUGAUCAACAAAACUAAAUCUGCUCUAGAGAACAAACAAAGAGAAAUGAGAAAGGAGGAAGCUGCAAAUGGCACUACAUGGAAGAGAAGAUGGUUUAAUGAGGUUGAUUACUCUCAAAACAUGAAGGAUAAAGAUUUGUUCUUGACCUUAGCUAACGAGUUGGGAUUAUCGAUAAAGAAUGUACCAAGUGGUACUUUGGUUAAUGAUCGAGAGGACCAGAAGGCCAAUUCUUCAGCUAAACAUUGGAGAUUUGACCAUAGCAAGUGGGUGGCAGAUGAUGAAAUUACAGUUUAA
Messenger RNA from Nakaseomyces glabratus, 1302 nucleotides. RefSeq names its product oxysterol-binding protein related protein HES1 (gene HES1). The record is from RefSeq and is a predicted model, not a curated record. Gene Ontology annotation, molecular function: oxysterol binding. Lineage: Eukaryota; Fungi; Ascomycota; Saccharomycetes; Saccharomycetales; Saccharomycetaceae. Gene Ontology annotation, cellular component: cytosol; membrane; intracellular membrane-bounded organelle.